Molecule: messenger RNA, 9372 nt
Organism: Euleptes europaea (tarantolino)
Lineage: Eukaryota; Metazoa; Chordata; Lepidosauria; Squamata; Sphaerodactylidae
Gene: BRCA2
Product: BRCA2 DNA repair associated
Exons: 26
Coding region: 22-9372 (3116 amino acids)
Biological process (GO): regulation of DNA-templated transcription; double-strand break repair via homologous recombination
Cellular component (GO): nucleus
Source: RefSeq, a predicted model, not a curated record
CUUGACAAUACCAGUGAUGCUAUGGAUAAGAAGAAUGUUCCCACAUCUAAGGGGAGAUCAUCUUUCUUCGAAAUAUUCAAAAUGCGAUGCAGUGAAUCAGACUUAGGGCCAAUAAGUCUCAACUGGUUUGAAGAGCUGAGUUCAGAAGUCCCACCUUAUGACUGCAAAGUAUCAGAAGAUGAUGAAUAUAAAGUUAGCUUCCUGGAUAAAGGUACUUUUAAGAUGCCAAAGAAGACGCUCUUUACAAAUAGUCAAUUAGCUUCAACUCCAGAGAUUUUUAAAGAUCAGAGUAAAACCUUACUGCUGUUUGGAUCUCCAGUAAAAGAAGUGGAUCAGAGUACAGCAGAAGAAGGCAGAUCAGUUAGUGAAGCCCCUGCAACAAGGACAAAAUUGGAUCUAUCAAAUGAAGUAAUCAGUCCUCCUUCGAACACCUGUCUCAUAGCAAGCCCAGCUGUUUUAAUAAAUAUAUGUGGAACACCUCUAGGAAAUAAAUCUGUGUUAAAUGGAAGUUUGCUUUCUACGCCAAAGGUUUUUCAGGCUCAGACACCAAAAUGCAUUUCUGAAAGCUUGGGAGCAGAAGCAGAUCCUGAAAUGUCUUGGUCAAGUUCAUUGGCUACACCCCCUACGCUUUCCCCAACAGUACUAAUAGCUACAGGAGAUAAGGCAACUUCUGGAAAAAAGCAACAUAAUGAAAGACUUGCUUUGAUCAUGCAAAGCUUUUUAUCCAAGUAUGGGAGAGGUGCUGGUAAAAACAGUGUGAAUGUACUGUCUACAGCAGGAAUAGAAGAAUUGGGUUCAGAGACUGAUAGCAAGAACCAAAAUUUUGGAAAAUUAUUAGAUGGCUGCUUUGGAAUAGACAAACUUCCCAAUAAGUCAAGUGUGAACCAAAACCCACCAAAUGUUUUAGAAGAUGAAGAGAUGCAUGAAGAAACUGAUACUGCAGGAGAAAUUGAGAGUAGUUUUUCUGUAUGCCUUGCAAGUGGCAAAACUUUCCAAAGAGAAACGAAAACAGCCAAAUGGAGUAAGAACAAAUACUCUGAUAAAGUGCAAUAUGAUGGCCUUCAAGAAAAUAAUGCAGUGAAAUUGGAUUCUAAAGAUGGCAGUAUAGGAGAAUAUGAAACUGAGUUAAAUUCCUCCAAUUAUAAUCUGCACGCAAAGAUCAUUCCAGGUAAUAGAACACAAAACCACCAUGUGACUCAAAAUAACAUAUGUGUAGAAGAAGAAAUGCCAUCAUCUGUACUGUCUUCAUGGUCUCAGUUGGACUUGUCUGGUCUUGAAAUAACACAGCUGGGGAAAGUGUCUUCAUGUUAUACUAGCUCACCUAAUGUUUAUGCCAAGAAAAAUUCUGAAGACCACGUACCAUCUACUGUGAAAGAGUGUGCUAGUACUUUAGAAUCACGCAUACUAAACACAUCAAGUCUAAUAAAUGUCCACAAAUUAUUGAACAUUAAUUCUCCAGAAAAACUACCAGGUUCCAAAAAUUCUCCAGUGCCUGUUGAAAUGAGAAACAGCCCAAGGCUAGUGAAAGGUUGUGAGGCUAUGCAGGCUUCCAUCACAAAUGACUCAGAAAAUGCUUCCUUCUUAAUGGAAAACACAACUUUUACGGAAUUCUUGGAAGCUCAUAGCAGUUGCCAUCAUAAAUACUCAAAAGGAAAUUCUAAGACUUCCUCUGGCUCUCUUGGAGAUAGUACUCUAACACCAGCUGCUGGUGAUAGUAGAGGACUUAAAAGGUCAGGCUUAACAAUGAUGAGCUCACUUUCCAAUUUUAAAAGGCGACCCAAAAAAUUUGUUUAUUCACUAAAAGACACUUCAGUAUGUCAGGAAGAAAGGACCACACAGACAGGCGGAUCUUCUUAUCUUGUGCCAUCUGGUGCAAAAUUAAAAUCUUCCAAGUCUGGAGUUUCUGGAACAGCCAUUGGGAAUGAAGCUACUAAUCAAGAAACAGAGUUAAGUGAAAACAAGAUCCACACAAGUAGUAGCAAAGAUACUUCAGAAAUAGAAAACAGGGCAAAAUGUGCUCGCCUCACAACCUGUAGUUCAUUCCAAGAAGGAAGUUCUGAGGAAUCUGGGUUGACAAUACAAGCAUUGAAAAGGAGAAAAAAGCAAGCACCUUUGGAAUUAGCUGCGCAGCAUUUUUUGGGAAGCAGCACUCAAAUGGCUGAACUUGUGCAUCUGUCAAAGAAAACGUCAAAGCCUAACGUAGAUGAGCCUUCUAAGUUUGUAGCAUUGGAGAAAAGUUUAGAUCUGAGACAACCUGUUCUAGAUAAUAACAAGCAGAGACAGUUAGGACUUGCAAGUCAUAAUGAAAAUCAAGGUUUUCUUGGCUUCAAAACUUCAUCCAAUAAACCAAUAGCUCUGUCUGAUGACAACAUCAGAAAAGGCAGAUUGCUGUUUAAAGAAAUAGAAGAUCAAUUUCUUAAAGACUUACCCUGUGAACAAACGCAGUGUAUUCCAAAUAAAAAUGUAGAAGAAAAUGCUGAAAUUUCUGCAGUUAAAAUGAAUAAAUUAAACAAAAGCAUAUCCAACUUUUCACAUGCUUCUGAUUCACAAGUUGGCCUUAUUGAAUUAAGUGAUACCCAAAACAUGUUUUCUGAGUUUUUCCUGAAUGCAUCAUUUCAUAACAUGCUUAAAAAUCAGCAACCUGAAGGAAAACACAAUUUAACAGCAAGUGAAGAAGCAGAGGUCAUUGAGCUUUCUAAUAUACUGGAAGAAACAGGUAGUCAGUUUGAAUUUACACAGCUUAGAAAGCAAAAGGCUAUGUUGCAAAACAGUGCUUGUAAAGCACCUGGAAGCACCAAUAAACAUGAAAUAACUAAACUGGACAUAAAUUCUGAAGCAUGGAAAGAUGAUUUUAAGGAAAGCUGCCAACCAAAACCUCAGCAAGACAGUGAUCGGUCUCCCCUUAAGUAUAGAGACACCACUGAAGAAUCUGCGAUACAGGAACGUAGCAAUGAAGAGCUUGCAUUAGUUAAUAUGGCAAGCAAAAAGCAAAACAGGGAUUGCUCUGUUCCGAAUGCAUUAGCAUCUCUACAUUGUGGCUUGUCUGAUUUGGUGGCGUAUAGAACAGCUGGGAGAAAAGAGAGUGCUAUUUCUAGUGAGAUCUUUAACAAACCUGCAGAAUUAGUCAGUAAUCUAGAUGGAAUGGAUGAAAUGCGUAACCUUCAUAAAACUAUGUUAAAAAAUAAUUGUUCAAAAAGAUGUGAAACUUGUUGGAAUAAUCCUAAAUAUAUGAAAGAAAUGAGUGUUGAUUGGCAUCAGAUGGUCAAAGCAGUAAGUGCCGAAUACAUGAUGAAAAAUAAUGUGAGAGACACUAUUAACUUUGUGAAAGGAAAUAUGGAAAAGAAGUCAAAUGGAACAGGUUAUAAUGAAGACAGUAUUCAUAUUUCUAGAACAACAGAAGUUAAUCUAAAAAUUGUUCAAAAGUAUUCUAUUCAUAUGACAGGAAAUGACCUGUCAACUGUUGAAAACAAUCACAGCGUAUUAGUCUCACGUCACUGUAUAAACUGUGAAGAGACUCAUUGUAAUGAUUUGCAAGAAACAUUGUCUGACCUAACAUGUUUAGUUGAAGUUAGUAAAACUGAACAGAAUUCCAUUCUGAAUAAUGUAGAUGAAAAAGAAAACCUAAAUUCUAAUCAACAAGGGGAAAAGAUACACAGUCCAGAGGGUGGUUAUUUAGUACACACCAUGGCUGGUCAGAACAUUCUUGUUCCCCAGUCGGGAAAGAACAAAACACUUCAUGUGUUGCCUGGCUGCUGUGGAGAACAACUAGAUGAUAUGUCAUCAGUUUUCUGUAGUAAGGCAGAUGUUGGAAACGAGAAGGGGGCCGUCACUUUGGUCAAAAAGAGUAUCGACUUAAAUCAAAAUGAAAACUUAAAGCACAAUAGUACAAUGGGAUUUCGCACAGCUAGUGGUAAGCAAAUUGCAAUCACUGACAAAUUUUUAGCUAAGGCAAGAUGUAUUCUUUCAGAAGAAUGUGCUUUCUCAGAAAAAGAUGGUCUUAUUAGUAAUUUUGUCAGCACUGGCAUUCAACACUCAAUAAAAGAAAAAAAGGAUGAGAUAAGGGAAGUAAGUAAGAAAUUUGAAGAUAUAAUUGAAAAGUAUAAUGAAGUUCUAAAUCUUAAAAGUUCUGACGAUCUUCUAGACCUGCUGCCAGAUAAUGUUACCAUUAAGCAGACUGAGAAUCUCAAAACAGUUAACCUUUCUCAAGAGGUUAAUACUUCUGAAAGAAGAGUAAAGCAUGAUCUAAGUGAAGGUUUGGUGACAGAGAACAAUCCAGCACCUAUAUCAAGCACAAGUGACAUUUCAAAAACUUUAUUUAUGGAUUCUGAUAAUGACCAAUGUUUACCUGUUGAAGAAGGUAAUUCAAGUAAUGUACUUGUUACUAACAACAAGAACUGGGACUUAAAUUCUUCAAAACCAAUUCCCUCUACUUUAAAGAGUUCUGCAUUACACCAUUUAUCAGAUAAUAAUGACACAAAUUUCUGUGCAGAAAAUGUUGUUUAUGUGUCCCAAAGAACAUCACCAGAAAGUUUGAAUGCAGAAAAAUUUAUCACCUUUAAAGAAACAUCUAAAAAUGUUGAUUGUAUAGUCCAGAAAUGUGAUUUAAAAUUACUGGACACAAACAGCUUACUAAAAGAUUCCUCUAGAGAAGUAUCCUUCUCUGCUUCCAAGCUUUCAACUGCAAGGCCAGUUGCGUUCAGUACAGCAAGUGGUAAAGCUGUUAACAUUUCUCAGGAAGCAUUAAAAAAGGUCAGACAGUCACUUCAUACUGACUGCUAUGAAUCCACAAAACAGAAUACAGAAUUUCAAUCUAAAACUAGUAAACGUGGCGUUUUAGAAAGCUGCUCUGAUGCCUUGGGAACUACAGAGAAAACUGCAGCGGAAAAUUCAGUCGCAGCCCAAUUUUCUGGAGCUGAGAAAUAUGGCUGGGAAGAUAAACAGGCAUUACAAUAUGCGGGACCCAUGUCCUUGGACACUGGGACUCAGUCAGGUUGUCAGACAUCAUGUGUUCAAAUGACUGAUGAGCUUUCUGAUACCUGGGCGUCCAACAAAUGGAAUCACACCAAAGCAGACUUUUCUAGAGAUGCUGGUAAGUGCGAGUUCUUCAGCACAGCAAGGGGUAAACCUGUACAGUUAACUGAAGAGUCAUUAAAGAAAGCUAGGCUACUUUUUUCUGAUAUUGAAGAAAACAAUUCAUCAGUUCACCCAAGUCAUGUGUCAAAUGACAGUUAUGCUGAAGUAUUUCCGGUUGGAAAUAAAGUGACCCCUGAAAAAUGCAAACCAUUAAUGUCCCAAGGAGAGAGACCUCCAAACACUGACGUGAAUUCACAAUUUUUUUGUGGCUUUAGUACAGCAAGUGGGAAACAUGUGCAUGUCUCUGAGAAAGCUCUCCAGAAAGUUACAGGUUUCUUCAAAGAAAUUGAUGAUACCAGCAGCAAUGAUUACUUUGCAGAUGGACAAAAUUUACAGCAGGAUCAUAUUACACCAAUAGAAGCUCCUUGUGUAGAAUCCAAACCUUAUGAUGAAGUCAUUUCAAAGUCAAAACUGCAAGAGAAGUCUUAUACUGAGAAGUACAAGCAACCAGUGCAAUGGGAAAAAACCUUUCCAUGUACAAAACAAAUAGAACCUUUGGAAAGACACCAGCCUUGCCCAAAAAGAAUGGAAACAGCAAACACAACAAGCCAUGACGCUGUUACUGAAGGAAAUCUGGAUUCUUGUUAUCCUGUGUACUCCCAAACCCCAGAAAAUGAUUUGGAAACAGAAGCUUCAGAAAGUGCCAAAGCAUUCAUGGAAGAUGAUGAGCUCAAUGAUUCAGAAGUACAGAAAAAUAAAAGAACACUGGUCUUUGUUCCUGGGAAAACUAAUUAUUUGCUGUCAAAUGCGAGAACUGGGAAAAGGCCCAUAGAAGAAGAAAACAAAUUUGGAGAACCUCCUAUUAAAAGAAAAUUGUUACCUGAAUUUGAUAGAUCAGAAGGGCCCAACAAUUCAUCUUUGAAAGCCUCAAAAACUACUCCAGAGGAUGCAAUGAAUGACAGAAGGAAGUUCAAAUACAAUAUUGACUUAAAGCCUGUAAUUAGUGUCCCUUUCAGUUCUUCAAAAGAACGGCAAGAAGUUCUGAAUCCAAAUCUUACCGCCCCAGACCAAGAUCUGAAAGGAUCUAAAUCUAAUGGUUAUCGGCAACAUAUAUCAAAGCCACCUUCGAGCAGACUAUUAGGUUCUUGGAUCCCUUUUAGUAAAACCUUAGCUGAGGAAAAAAAGAAGAUAGAAAAUGAAUAUAUUGGACGGAAACCUGUCAAAGUCUUUGUACCACCUUUCAAAACAAAGUCAGGUGUUUCUGAUGAUGAAAUAGCUUGCAGCAAAAAAUAUGGCUUACUGGAAAGCAAAAAUAUUAAUAGAAAUGGAAAGCUAAAUCCUACAACAAUUCAAGAAAGCACAAUUGAACCAGAAAAUAAUUCCUCUGAAGAUGAUGAUUCCACACAAAUAUCACUGGAGGAUUCAGAAUUCACAGAUAUAAAUUCAGAUUUAACAAAAAUAAUAAAAGAUCUUCAGUAUGCCAGAAAUUUACAAGAAAUGAGAAUUAUAAAGAAAAAAAGGCAAAGAAUUUGCCCACAACCAGGCAACCUGUAUCUUGUGAAAACAUCUGCUGCAGCAAAUAGAAUUCCUCUUAAAGAUGCAGUGGACAAGAAAUUGCCAGGUUCUUAUUUCAGUAAACAGUUGUAUAUGUUUGGUGUUCCCAAGCAGUGCAUAAAAAUUAACAGCUCAAAUGCAGAAGAUUUUCAAUUUCUCAUCCAGGAUUUUUUCAGUAAAGAAUGUUUUCUAGAAAGGCAUGGAAUACAGUUGGCUGAUGGAGGAUACCUUGUUCCCACUGAUGAAGGGAAGGCAGGAAAAGAGGAAUUCUACAGGGCUUUAUGUGACACACCUGGAGUAGAUCCAAAGCUCAUUUCAAAAGCCUGGGUUUACAACCACUACAGAUGGAUCAUAUGGAAACUGGCUGCUAUGGAAGUUGCAUUUCCACAAGAAUUUGCCAAUAAAUGUUUGACUCCAGAAAGAGUGCUACUUCAGCUAAAAUACAGGUAUGAUGUGGAAAUUGACAAAAGUCAUCGAUCAGCCAUCAAAAGAAUAACAGAGAGAGAUGAUGUUGCUGGCAAAACACUUGUGCUGUGCAUUUCUAAAAUUAUAUCAUUGAGUGCAAAUGUGUCUCACGUCUAUGACAAAAGCACUGCAGUGGAAACCAAACGAGAAGUGGCUGUGAUUGAAGUUACAGAUGGCUGGUAUGGGAUUAGGGCCAUCUUGGACUCCGCUCUGCAGUCACUGUUGCGUGGAGAAAGGCUGUGUGUGGGUCAGAAGAUCAUUGUCCAUGGAGCAGAACUUGUAGGUUCACAGGAUGCAUGCACUCCAUUGGAAGCCCCAGAAUCUCUUAUGUUAAAGAUUUCAGCUAACAGUACUCGGCGUGCACGAUGGUAUGCCAAAUUAGGAUAUCAUAGGGACCCCCGGCCUUUCUGUUUGCCGUUAUCAUCGCUCCUCAGUGAUGGAGGGACUGCCGGUUGUGUUGAUGUCAUUAUUCAAAGAGUUUAUCCCACACAGUGGAUGGAAAAGUUAUCAACGGGUUCCUAUGUGUUUCGUAAUGAACGAGCUGAAGAAAGAGAAGCCGCAAGGCAUAAAGACAGUCAACAAAAGACCAUGCAAGCAUUGCUUGCAAAAAUACAAGCUAAAUUUGAAAAGAAUGAGGAUGAAGGCAAAAGAUCACUGAGAUCCCGCAUACUAACCAGACAACAGAUUCGCUCCCUGCAAGAUGGUGCAGAGCUUUAUGAGGCAAUUCUUAAUGCUCCUGAUCCACCUUACAUGGAGGGCUAUUUUAGUGAGGAGCAAUUAAAAGCAUUGAACAGUCAUAGGCAGAUGGUAAAUGAUAAAAAGCAAGCACAGAUAGAAGCAGAAUUCAGAAAAGCAGUGGAAUCUGCAGAGCAGGAGGAUCACAGUUCCUACAGAAGGGAUGUAACCCCUGCAAUGAAACUACGUAUUGUGGAUUAUGGAAAAGAAGAAAGAAGCAAAGAAGCUCUAUUGAACAUCUGGCGUCCAUCAUCACAUGUUCACAUCCUCCUAAAGGAAGGAGGUCGGUACAGAAUCUUCCAGCUAGCCGCAUCUCAAUCCAAAGGCAAGUUGGAGGCGGCUAAUAUACAGCUAACGGCUACCAAGAAAACUCAGUAUCUACAGCUGCCGGUCUCUCAAGAGAUUCUGGCGCAUAUUUAUAAGCCGAGGGAAUGUCUGAGGUUCAGCGAGAUAUUGGAGCCCUGUUUCCAACCCACCUGCUCUGAAGUGGAUUUGGUGGGAUAUGUAGUUUAUCUCAGGAAAGAAACAGGUUCCUCUGUGUUGUAUUUGUCAGAUGAAAAUUGUAAUCUGAUAGCAGUCCAGAUCUAUGCAGAUUUUAAGCAGCUUGCUCUUGAAGACAUUAUUAUUCCUACUAAGUUAAUUUCUGCAACCAAUCUUAAGUGGCAACCUAAACUUAGAUCAGACAUUCCAGUGUUGUUUGCUGGAGAUCUUACUGCAUUUUCUUCAAAUCCAAAGGAAAGACAUCUUCAAGGGAAAUUUAAUGAACUGAAAAACAUUAUAGAGAACAACAGCUAUUUUGUCAAAGAUGUUCAACAGAGGCUUAUGAAUUUGCUUCAGGCAACUGCUUGUGAGUCAGCUAACUUGCCCAAAGAAUGUGGCUUGAAUCCUUUCCCCUGGAAAUCUAGUGCAAGAAAUACACAUUCAAUCGCAACUCCUACCGGUGAACUAAAACAUCAGAGCCCAUUGACUGUUGGAAAGCUGAAUUCAACACCGACAGUUUCACUAGACUCAGAAGAAAUGACCCAAGAUCUACAAGAAACUUCUAAGAACUAUAAGAAAAGGAAAGCACUGGACCUGCUCAGUCGAGUACCUUCCCCUCCCCCAGUCAAGCCAGUCUGCACAUUUGUUUCCCCAUCUCUGAAAAAGGCAUUUCAGCCACCCCGGAGUUGUGAUACCCACCAUGCAAGAUCAUUAGAACGAGCAGCCUGUAAGUCUGUGAAAACACCUUCCCUGAAAAGAUUAAAUGAGACUCUUGAAAACAAUUUUGUUGCUGAUGAAGAACUUGCCAUGAUAAAUACACAAGCCCUUUUAAAUAACUUUCUGAAAGAGAGAAAAGCUGCCUUUACAGAUAAAGCUACUCAUGCAGUAGUUAAUGAUUCACCAGAUAGCUGUUUGCCGAGAGAGACUACUUCCCAGUCAGCUGGCAGAAAAAAUACAUUGCAAGAGAGUAAGGAAGGAACUGAGACUCCUGGAAAGGGCAUCAGUAAAACGAAGAGUUCAUGGGCUGUGCCGAAGGAACAGCAAAGACGACAAAGACAGAAAUAG